Messenger RNA from Guyanagaster necrorhizus, 1086 nucleotides. RefSeq lists its product as uncharacterized. NCBI's taxonomy places the organism in Eukaryota, Fungi, Basidiomycota, Agaricomycetes, Agaricales, Physalacriaceae. The coding region runs from base 1 to 1086 and encodes 361 amino acids. The record is from RefSeq and is a predicted model, not a curated record. Gene Ontology annotation, molecular function: polyubiquitin modification-dependent protein binding. The transcript has 6 exons. Gene Ontology annotation, cellular component: cytosol. Gene Ontology annotation, biological process: ubiquitin-dependent protein catabolic process.
AUGGCGGAAGAGAUUGAAAUAAACGUCAAAGGACCGGGCGAAAUCAAGCUUCAGAUAACGAUCGCGACAGAUAAAACGGUCCUCGAGCUGAAGCAGGCAGUCGCUGAGAAAUCGGAUGUAGAGGCGGAGCGGCAGAGACUCAUUUAUUCUGGUGACGAAGAUGUUCUUUCGACAUACAAAAUCAGCUCAGGGCAUACGAUUCACAUGGUGAAAGGAGCGGCGCGGGGGAAUACGUCUUCGUCAGCGGCGGCACCGCAGCCCCUUCCCACCAUGCAAACGGGACAAAACCCUCACGACCCGCUUACGCUGCUCAACAGUCACCUUGGAUAUGGUGCUAUGGCAGGCAUCAACCCCUUCGCUGAUAUGGGACUAAACCAGAACGAUCCCAAUAUGCUCCAAACGAUGAUGAACUCACCCGAAUUCCUGCAACAGAUGGCCGGGAUGAUGGCAAAUCCCGCCGUUCUUGAUCAAAUCAUUGCCUCUAAUCCACAGUUGCAAGCUAUGGCUCCCCAGGCCAGAGAGAUGUUUCAGAGCGAAGGAUUCCGGCAGAUGAUUUCUGACCCACAACGGCUUCAACAAAUGAUGCAGAUGGCGUCAAUGCUUCAGGGCGGUGGAUCUGGCGGACUGGGCGGAUUUGGAAUGGGUGGAAGUAGUUUCCCUGCUCCUGGUGUACCAGGUGGUGGCACACCAGCUGCUGGGGCGGCGACGGCAGGGGCUGGGACAGGUGCUGCAGCAGCCGGAACAGGAGCGACGCCGCUACCGACAAAUUUGUUCAAUCCUUACGGCGUACCCCCCGCACCGGCUCAGAAUGCACGUCCUCCGUUUGCGCUUGAUCCUGCGUUGGCACGGCAGCUUUUGUUGGGAGGCGGACUACCUGCUGGACUUGGUGGUGGACUAGGUGCAUUUGGUGCUGCACCCACAGCACCGACAGACACGAGGUCGCCCGAAGAACGGUUCCAGCUUCAACUGCAGCAACUGCAAGAUAUGGGUUUUACAAAUGCAUCACAGAAUGUUCGAGCCUUGUUGGCGACAGGCGGUAACGUGCACUCAGCAAUUGAAUAUAUUCUUGGUGGUGGUGGGCUAUAA